AUGAAUCUCCGGCAGAUGCAAGCUUCUCCAUCUCGAGGCGCUCAAGAGCUUUCUGGUGAGCCCAGGUCUCGAUUGAAAGAUCAGACCCACUCCGAGGAUUACAAUCGUGAGGAAGCUUGUGAUGUAACAUGGAAGCUCCCAAUCUUCCCACUUGCGCGACUGUCCUGGAGGCGGCGGAGUCCGGUUCAUGAAAUAUCCUUUGGGUCGUUCUUCGUGACCCGGUGUCGCCCACCGGCUUGGACCAGUAGAUGUGGAUCCAGAUCGGAAGUGGAUCCGGUUUCGGAGCGUCUUCGCUGCGACAAUCAAUGGCUUCGUCGACGCCAUUUUUGUGAUUCCGAUUUCACUCUCAGUGAUAUAUUGAUGAUUAGACGUAAAUAA
Molecule: messenger RNA, 378 nt
Organism: Arabidopsis thaliana (thale cress)
Lineage: Eukaryota; Viridiplantae; Streptophyta; Magnoliopsida; Brassicales; Brassicaceae
Exons: 2
Coding region: 1-378 (125 amino acids)
Source: RefSeq, marked reviewed